Molecule: messenger RNA, 540 nt
Organism: Soboliphyme baturini
Lineage: Eukaryota; Metazoa; Nematoda; Enoplea; Dioctophymatida; Soboliphymatidae
Source: the annotation of a GenBank genome assembly
AUGGUACUGACGCCAUCGAAAAUUAUACCGUCUCGGUCGUCCCCCGGUUGCCAAGGCCGCGCAGGCUGUUGGGCGACUGAGGCAGACUGCAAAAAGUCGGCGAUCACAACCUGCUCAUUGUCCUCUGCCAGCCGGGGGCGUGACAGCACAACGACCGCUGACGAAGACCGACGCAAGGACGACGAAGAUACCAUUGACGAGGCCACGAAGUACCAACUCGACAUUGUUGGACUCUCGUCAACGAAACGCCAAGGCUGUGGACUCCUGAACCUACACGGAUGGAAGCGGUUCUACUCAGGCGUCGAUAUCACGACUCGCGCUCGGGCCAGUGUUGGCGUUCUGGUCUGUGCGCCCAAUUUGGAACGAGAAUAUGAGACUUUCCUUGAGGAAGUGCAGUGUGCUCUGUCUGAAGUGCCGAAUACAGAGUCCUUCAUAUUGAUUGGCGGUUUGAAUGCGCACGUCGGAGUAGAUGUUGAAAAGUGGAACGGCUUGAUUGGGAAAAACGGCCCUAGCGACCUCAACAGUAGUGGCAUGAAGUAG